Molecule: messenger RNA, 1106 nt
Organism: Arabidopsis lyrata subsp. lyrata
Lineage: Eukaryota; Viridiplantae; Streptophyta; Magnoliopsida; Brassicales; Brassicaceae
Product: transcription factor HHO3
Exons: 3
Coding region: 504-980 (158 amino acids)
Biological process (GO): regulation of DNA-templated transcription
Molecular function (GO): DNA binding; DNA-binding transcription factor activity
Source: RefSeq, a predicted model, not a curated record
UUUAUACUUGCUUAGUAAGAGGUUUUCUACUCACUCAAAAAAAACCCUAUAAUUUUCUGAGAACACUAUAAAUACAUCUAAGUCGCAUUUUCUAAUCUCACCAAACAAUAAACACUUCUUUCAAGCCAUGUAGAAAUAAACACCGAACAUGUAGAAAUAAAAGUCAAGAUUAAACGAUUUUGAAAACAAUAGUUUGUUUUUUUUGGGUGAAUUCAAUAGAUAUAGUACUAACACAGUUUUUGUUUCUUUUAUUUUGUUAUAAAACCUUUCAUAUUUUUUGUUUUGUGUUCCAUACAAAGAUUCUUUUGGUAUUGACUAAUGAUUGAAUUUGUUAUGUCUAAUGCAGAUUUUUUUCUUAACUUUUCCUUGAAGUCAACAAGGCUACACUGAACAUGGAGCUAGGGUUGUUGGAGUUCUUGCCAUGUCUAGAGUAAUUGGUGAGUGAAAUCUAUUGUGAUUCGACUUUGUAAAACUAUUUUAUUCUGGUGGAAUAGGCUUUGGACAUGAUUAGGUUUGAGUCGUUGACGGACAAGAGCAAGCUCGAUGGUCAGCCUGAGCUAUUCCUUCAUAUCAUUCCCGACAAGACUAACAACACCUUGAACAUUAUCGAUAGUGGGAUUGGGAUGACUAAGGCUGUUGCUACACCUAAACAGAUUAGAGAUCUCAUGAAGGUGAAGGUCGAUGGUUUAACUAAUGACGAAGUUAAAAGCCAUUUACAGAAAUAUAGAUUGCACACAAGAAGACCAGCUACUCCGGUAGUAACAAACGGUGGAGAAAAUCCACAACAACUACAAUUCAUGGUGGUGGAAGGAAUUUGGGUGCUGUCGCACGAUACAACGAAUAAUAGAGUUUACGCUCUGGUGGCGGUUCAAUCUUCACCGUCGGGAGAGAGAAGUAGACGGCGCUGCAAAUCGCCGACAACAUCUUCUACACACACCACACCGUCUUCCUCUAUCAUAGAUAGUUCACGAUUUGUAUGAAAAUUGGUUUUCUUCAUUAAUUUGUUUUGUAACCAAGAAUGUUCGUUCGAGGUUUAAGAUUUUUGAAUAAAUUUGUAACGAUAGAGAUACAUUACACACAAUUGAAUAAAAUAAGAAUUUUGAUCU